GUCCACAUGGUGGAUAUGUGAUUCUUGAUGACAUUUCCUUCUCUCCAGAGUUCUGUAAUGCAGGCUCAGAGCCAACAUUUGAUCCAUCUGUUGCGAACUGUGACUUUGAGUCAGGAUAUUGUCGGUAUGUCCAGACACAGAUAGACAGUCCACUGUGGAGGAGAGUGUCUGUCCGGCCCAACAUCUACACCGCCGGAGACCAUACGACAGGAGCAGGAUCCUUCUUGUUGGCAAACUCUCGCUUCAGAUUACAGUCUGGAUACGUCAGUCGUUAGUUUGGCAGGGAAUCAGAAAUACUGCCUAAAGUUCUUCUACUCCCUGCGAGGUCUCAGUGGAACAGAUCAAGUCUUGUCGGUGUAUCUGUAUUACAACGACGGUUCUAAACAAGAACAAAUAUGGACCCAGAAUUAUAAGAUAAGAAAUGUUUGGAUUGCAGUAGAACUGACCAUUCAAAGUCAGAAGAAUGCUCAGCAUCCUCUGUGUCAGUCCUGUCUCACUGUGACUUUGAGGCUGGUCUGUGUGGAUUCACUCAGGUUAAAGAAAGAGACUCAGGUGACUGGAUGCUGGCCAGAGGACCCACACCCACAUCCUACACAGGGCCCAGAGGAGAUGUGAGGAGCCAUCUAGUGCUUAUGUGUUGUAAGCACCCGUCAGCCAAUCGCAAGGAGACUUACCCGCAACACAGGCACGAAAUGAAAGUGAUGUCGCGGCGCUGCUGCUGAACACCUAACGGCGGAGUGGACGGGAAGAGAAAUGGACCUGCCGCAGAAGAGAAACCGAAUAAGCCAUGAAUUCACCAGCUGCCAGCCCUCCACCCGCGAGGCUGCACCCUCCAGCAGCACGAAAGGCCAAGCGGGAGGCUUCGUGGAGGGCGCCAUCCUCCGCAUCAGCAUGCAUAACUUCCUCACAUACGACCACUCGGAGGUUUUCCCGGGACCCAAGCUGAACAUGAUCGUGGGGGCCAAUGGCACAGGGAAGUCCAGUAUAGUGUGCGCCAUCUGCCUGGGCCUGGCGGGGAAAACAGCCGUCCUGGGCCGAGGAGACAAGGUUGGUCUGUAUGUGAAGCGAGGAUGCAGCAAGGGUUCAGUUGAAAUUGAGCUAUACAGAGCGAGUGGCAAUCUGAUAAUCACCAGAGAGAUCCAGAAAGAGAACAACCAGUCGACAUGGAUGCUCAAUAAAAAACACGCCAGUCAGAGGGCUGUGGAGGAGGCCGUGAAAGAGCUGCACAUUCAGGUCGGGAACCUGUGUCAGUUCCUACCACAGGAGAAGGUUGGUGAGUUUGCUAAGAUGAGUAAUAUCGAGCUUCUGGAAGCCACUGAGAAGUCUGUCGGCCCACCAGAAAUGUAUGAGUUUCACUGCGAGCUCAAGACGUAUUGUAGCAAAGAGAGCAAACUGGAGAAUGUGUGUAAGGAGAAAGCCAACUUCCUAGAGAAGGCCAGACAGAGUAAUGAGAGGAACAAACUGGAUAUGGACCGCUACUACACGAAGACGAAACACUUGGACAGGAUCCAGAUGCUAGAGAAGAAGAAACCCUUGGUGGAGUAUGAAACAGCACGUAAAGAGCUCGAGGGGGUGAAGAAGGAGAGAGAGGAAAUGAAAAGGAAGCUGAAGUCUCUGAAAGAAGCUCAGGAGCCGCUGCUCAGGAAGAUCCGCUCGGUGGAGAGUCAGCUGCAGCCCAUCGAGCACCAGAUGAAGGAGUUGACUGCUGAUAUCAAAGGUGCAUCACAGAAAUGUAAGCAGAAACACGAUCAGCUUGAACUGAGGAAUAAAGAGGUUGAUGACAUCAGACAGGACCUGAGUCUGAAGCAGACGGAGGAGGCGGACCGGCAGAAGCGGAUCGGACACACGCAGCUCAUGAUCAAAGACCUGCAGAAGGAGCUUCAGCACAUGGGCAGCAUGGGGGACGUCACGCCUCAGAUCGAGGAUGUUAACGCAGAGCUGAAGAACAUCCAGGACGAAAAAGCCAAACUGGAGGGCGAGAGUUUGGACCUGCGCAGAGACAAAGACGAAGCCUCUGGAGAAUUACACCGUUUGCAGAAUCGUCUGAGGAGUCUGGAGGACAUGAUGAAGAUGAAAGAGGAUAAACUGCGCGUCCGUUUCCGUGACACCUACACCGCCCUCAAGUGGCUGAGGGAUAACCGUGAUCGUUUCAAAGGCAACGUCUAUGAUCCCAUGAUGCUGGUGAUUAAUGUCCGUGAUGCUCGGCACGCAAAAUACGUUGAGAGUCAAAUUCCUGCCAACGACUUGAGAGCCUUUGUCUUUCAGAGACAGGAGGACAUGGAGAAGUUCAUGACAGAGGUGCGAGACACACAGAGGCUGCGAGUUAACAGCGUCAUCGCUCCAGCGGAGUCCUGCUCUAAACGACCUCCAUCACGACCCCUGGAGACUCUGAAGCGUUAUGGCUUCUUCUCGUAUUUGCGUGAGCUGUUCGAUGCUCCUGAGGAGGUCAUGAGUUACUUGUGCCAUCAGUACAGAGUCAAUGAUGUGCCUGUAGGAACAGAGAAGACCAAGAGCAUGAUCGAGAUGGUGAUCAGAGAGCUUCAGUUGAGGGUGAUCUACACAGCGGAGGAGAAGUACAACGUGAAGAAGUCCAACUACUCUAAUAACGUGGUGUCCAGUAACUCGGCCCUGCGACCCUCGCAGUUCCUCACUACGACCAUAGAUGCAGACGAGAGACAUCAGCUGGAGGAGCAGCUGAGGGCAGCAGAGAGGAAGGUGCAGAGAUGUGAUCAACGGAUGGCAGCCGUUCGUGAGCAACUAACUAAACUGGACCGCCAUGAUAAUGAGCUGCGUGCUAAGAAGAAGAAACUGUCUGAGCUGAAAGGCAAGAAGAGACAGCUGGAGCAGAAAAUCAGCACAAAACAGGACAGUUUGCGGCAGAUGGAGCAGAACGAGAUCAACUUGCAGGCAAUUGAAGAGGAAACGAAUACCAAGAUCGCGGCUGUAAACAACAAGAAAGUGGCCAUAAUGGAGGAGUAUCUGAGUCACAUGCAGAUGAAGGCCAGAAUGAGUAUGGAGAAGGUGUACUUGGCUCUCCAGAGCGCAGGUGUCUCUGCUGAGAAAACCAAGCUGGUGACGGACUGCAGGGACAGUUUAGCUGAACUCAAGCAAGCAGAGGGGGUGUACACCAAGUUGGACCAGAUAAAGACCAAUCUGUUGGCCAAGUGUAAGACCCUGAUGAGUAGGGCCAGUGCGAUCUGUAAAAUGAGCCCCGGAGAGACGGCCGUCCCAGAUGAACUACACAGAGCCUUCAGCCAGUUUCCCGAUACACUGGAUGAGAUUGAUGCCAUGUUGAAUGAGGAGAAGACCAGAGCCGAGUGCUUCACCGGCCUCAGUGAUACUGUGGUGGAGGAAUAUAACAGACGUGAGCUGGAGAUUAAGAACAUGGAGAAGGAGCUGGACGACAAGACCAACGCUCUGAGAACCUACAGACAAAACAUUGCUGAGGCUAAAGAGCGCUGGCUGAAUCCUCUGAAGCAGCUGGUGGAUCAGAUCAACAAGCGCUUCGGUGAUUUCUUUCGCUCCAUGCAGUGCGUUGGAGAGGUGGAUCUGCACUGGGAGAACAAGGAGGAGUAUGAUAAGUACGGCAUCCGUAUCCGGGUGAAGUUUCACAGCAGCGCUCCGCUGCAUGAGCUGACGCCUCACCAUCAGAGCGGCGGAGAGCGCAGCGUGUCCACCAUGCUGUACCUCAUGGCCCUGCAGGAGCUCAACCGCUGCCCCUUCAGAGUGGUGGACGAGAUCAACCAGGGCAUGGAUCCUGUCAAUGAGAGACGAGUGUUUAACAUUGUAGCGAGGACGGCGUGUGGUGUGAACACGUCUCAGUAUUUCUUCAUCACACCUAAGCUCCUACAGAACCUGCAGUACGCGGAGCAGAUGACCAUCCUCUGUGUGCACAACGGACCCUACAUGCUGCCGCCGAACAAAUGGAGCGAGAAAGCCUUUAUCCGACGCGCCAAACGCGGACACAACCGCUGAAGAAACUCAACUACAUGUUGAGCUGUUCAGAGUAGCUCAAGUUCUAGCUGGAUUACCAGUUCAGAUGCUAAGUGCCUUCAUGUCAAAUAUGCAUACAAAUGUUUUUGUUUAAUAAAUGCUACUGCUGUUUCCUUAAAACCAAGUCUAGUGUUUAUUCUCACUAAAGGAGGCAUCUCUAUUAUUAUAAUUAUUGCUCACACAUAGGGUCAGAAAUGUAACAUGAGAACAGUUUUACACAGUAACAUCCAGUGAUGCAAACUGCUCAGGUUUUUUUGGUCAAAUUUCACCAUUUUGAUUUAAUAUAUGCUUUCAAUUCACAUGAUUCAUGCAAUUCAUAAUUGAAUGUGACCAGACAAGAAGCAUUUUUCCAUUUUGUGUUUUCAACACCGGUAUACAAAUAAGAUUGAAUGUAUGGCUAUUUUAAAAUAUAAAUAAUUUUUUUGUUGAUAUCACUGCACUUGUUUGUUUGGCUGUCAGUAUGUUGGAUUUUUGAGCCUUUAUGCAGGUGACAUGAACUCUUGACUUUGAGACAUUGACUCAACUGAUUCGUUCAAAAACACUGAUUCAUUUAGGAAGA
This is a messenger RNA of Sinocyclocheilus grahami, 4552 nucleotides long. Its product is annotated as structural maintenance of chromosomes protein 5-like. The coding region runs from base 754 to 3975 and encodes 1073 amino acids. Gene Ontology annotation, molecular function: single-stranded DNA binding. Gene Ontology annotation, cellular component: Smc5-Smc6 complex; nucleus. NCBI's taxonomy places the organism in Eukaryota, Metazoa, Chordata, Actinopteri, Cypriniformes, Cyprinidae. Gene Ontology annotation, biological process: double-strand break repair via homologous recombination. The record is from RefSeq and is a predicted model, not a curated record. The transcript has 28 exons.